Paramecium octaurelia is the source of this 438-nucleotide messenger RNA. Lineage: Eukaryota; Ciliophora; Oligohymenophorea; Peniculida; Parameciidae. The record is from the annotation of a GenBank genome assembly.
AUGUUCAAAUAGACAAAAGUCAAUGAUGGCUUCAAACUUCCAAGAAUCGAGAAGUCCCAUGCUUAUGUUCCUUAGUCUAAUCGGGAUUCACUAGAUUUCCUUUUAGGGAAAAAUAGGAAUGAUUGCGUUCCAUAAUUAAUACCUGAAAAGAAGUUGAUUACUGAGCUACCCACAAAUCGAUUGGCUCGUCGAGGCAGUUAAAUUUUGGAUGGUUCUUCAUAGGUGUUUAUGCCAGUGCAGUAAACUUAGAGAAAGAUCAGUCAAAUGGAUUGUAAAUAUGAUAUUGAAAAUUUUUUUACUUUGGAACCUAAACCUGUGGUUAAAAAACCAAUGGUUAUUGCCAAAAUAAAUCGAAUACCCAAGCAUUACCGCUUAUAAAAUUUUACUGAUUGGGUCGAAAAGUUAUAUGGUUAAGAUUGGUUCAAUGAUUAAAUAUGA